CCUUAAUUGAGCAUCUCUAGGUUUUACAGCUGCACAUCUAAGAGGUUAUAAGCUCUAGUUACUAUUGCUUUAAUCUAUUCUUUUUUCGACUUAUAAAAGGUUAUUUAUCGCCUCAAUAGUACGUCGGAUAAGCUUUCAAAAUGGGGGCUGUGGUUGGAUCAUGGAACUAGGUACCUAAAGGCUACCUUGUGAAAAUAUGGCUUGCAUCACUCUUCCUCACAGUGAAUAAUGAGAAACAUCCAUUUCUUUCUUGUUUUUGCCCCACUAUAAAGUGAGCGUCUGCUAGCACAUCUUGGAUCUUCCUCCACUUCCCUAUCUCAGUUGUGCUUUGCUACUUGUCAGUACAUACCUACCUACAUACACCACGUGAACCUGGAGAUUUGCAUUAUCAAGACUCUGCUUAAUGCUCUGAUUUUCGCUGUGAUACCCAUGUCUCCUAGUCGCUCAGCCUCCCGCAAUGUGUUUAUCUACUUCUCGCAUCAACCUGGUGUAGUCCAGGGUGGACUCUGUGCUGCGCAAAACCUCACCAGACGUGAGUUCAUUGAUAUGCUCAAUAUUGCAUUCAGAGCAAUUGGUGGAUUCGAAGUACGCUUCUAUGGCUCCAAUACUCCAAUUACCCGUACCAAUCAGCCUUUACAGCGCGGUAGUUACAUCCUCCAUCCUCGAACAGCGGGAGAGCAAGUGGAAAUAAGUGACGAACAGUGGCACCCCCGCACACUGUCAUUGUCAAAUACACCUAGAGAAGAUGCAUUCCGGGACCAAGUCCGCACUCGCGAUAGGCGCUGUGUGAUCACUGGCCGUAUCAAUCAGGAUGCGGAUGUAGGGAUUUGGACUGGUUUUGAAGCAGCCCAUAUCUUCCCUUUGGCACUCGAUCCUCUCUUUAUCAGCCAGGGAUUUGCCCAGCUGAUGACUUACAAUGAUCCGCCAGGUGUUAAUUCACCCCAAAACGGUAUCCUACUUCGGGCGGAUAUUCAUUCUCUGUGGGAUAAUUACUUCAUCGCUAUUAAUCCCAAUAAUGGCUACAGAGUGCAGACCUUUCGUCCAUCUACUUGGGAUCUCCAAGGUAAUGUCUUGCAUACUGUGUGUCGUCAGCCGGGCAAUCCAUUAAGUGUUAUCGAUGCCCUGUUGCUCUGGCACUUUGAGCAGGCCGUGCUUAUCAAUAUGCGCGGUGCUGGUGGACCAAUAUUCGAGUUCGACUUUCCACCUGGUACCGACAUGAUGGGAGAAAUUCGCCGGGGGCCGCAACCAGCGGAGCGAAUGGAGGCCGAGCUGUUCAACCGACUGUAUAGCUGGCGUGAAGAACAAUCCUCGGAACAUGCAGAUCGCAGUCGGUCUCUUUCUCAAGUUUCAGACAGCUGCUCUUAAAGGCUCCAAAUUUUUUGGUCCAUUGCGUGAUCUCUUGGGUCAUACUUCUUUGCUAUUUUCUUUCUUUUCAAACCUAAUGGUGCUCAUAAUUCAUGCUUUAGCAUUACCAGAACAUAUCCUCGACGAUAACUUGAGGUGUGUGAUACGCGAGACAUCUCUACUUGGUGGAAAAUGUUAAAUUUAUCGAGAAGUCAACAGAUCGGUGACUACUUGGAUAGCUACAUUAUCAAACCAAAUAUUUCAAAGACCUUAUAUGUACUUGUAACUUAGCCAUAGGGAGUCCCUACUAUAAAGCGCCCUGCGCGCCAUUUUACGCUUU
Molecule: messenger RNA, 1684 nt
Organism: Paecilomyces variotii
Lineage: Eukaryota; Fungi; Ascomycota; Eurotiomycetes; Eurotiales; Thermoascaceae
Product: HNH endonuclease-domain-containing protein
Exons: 2
Coding region: 430-1365 (311 amino acids)
Source: RefSeq, a predicted model, not a curated record